This is a messenger RNA of Gigantopelta aegis, 741 nucleotides long. RefSeq lists its product as uncharacterized. The transcript has 4 exons. Gene Ontology annotation, molecular function: calcium ion binding. Lineage: Eukaryota; Metazoa; Mollusca; Gastropoda; Neomphalida; Peltospiridae. The record is from RefSeq and is a predicted model, not a curated record. Gene Ontology annotation, cellular component: membrane. Bases 1 to 741 code for a protein of 246 amino acids.
AUGUCGAACUGGGUUUCCAAAAUGAAAACAAAGAAAAAAAAACCAGUGCUGCAAGAAGGUAACCGGAGACCCGUUUUUGUCGCCAAGACACCGUUAAAGGGAGGAGGUCUUGUGUUGGUAUUAAAUAAAACGCAUGUAAUUGGUCGUGUUUUGUUAACUGGGAACACAGCUACGUUUGGUCAGCGCCUCGUGGUCGGGAUUACCAUACUACAGAUGAUUCAGUUGCUAGGUGUCCGACACGGAACACCACUAGCUAAGAUGACGUCAAGGAUGUUUUUUGCGUCACUAUUACUCGUCAGUAUCUCUGGAGUCCAAAGUUCACUUAUCAUCGAAGUGUUGACCUACCCUGGCAGGAUUUACACCAACGCGCCAGCUGGUACCGAGGUACUCAAAGUCAACGCCUACGACAACGUCACAAAAACUCCUUUCCAAAGUUUAGUUUUGUCCACAGGAAGCAACUCCACAUAUUUCAAGAUUGACCGAAAUGGCACUUUACUAACGAGAAAACGAAUUAAUUUACCUAUAGGCGCAGUUUUGCAGUUUUUCGUCUUCGGGGCAAUAUCCGGAAAAACAAAUUACAAACACAUAAAAGUGAUUGUGUCCAGGAGAAACCUCUUUGCUCCACAAUUUGUGAAAUCCGAAUACCACUUCACCGCCUACAGGUAUGGUGUGAACAGCACUGUUGGGCGAGUGAAAGCGCGGGAUGCAGACCCAGAUCGGUUCGAGACUCCUUCCGGCUGA